Molecule: messenger RNA, 2053 nt
Organism: Hipposideros armiger (great roundleaf bat)
Lineage: Eukaryota; Metazoa; Chordata; Mammalia; Chiroptera; Hipposideridae
Gene: BTBD6
Product: BTB domain containing 6
Exons: 4
Coding region: 63-1673 (536 amino acids)
Biological process (GO): neurogenesis
Cellular component (GO): cytosol
Molecular function (GO): protein binding
Source: RefSeq, a predicted model, not a curated record
CGGCGCCCCCUGCGGCCGGGCGGCAGGCGGCCGGGCGAGGGAGCAGCGCCCGCUGCGGCCCCAUGCUGCUGCCCCUGGCCUGCCUGCACGGCCGGGUGGCGCAGUGCCUCACCGCGCUCCUCGUGCUCGCGGAGCCGCCCCCGAGGCCCCGGCGCUGCGCGAGGGCGCACGGUGCACCGCCCCCGCGCGCGGAGGCCGCCCUGCCCGCGAAGAUGGCCGCGGAGCUGUACGCGCCUACCGGCGCCGCCGCCGCCACCGCCACCGACAUUGCCAACAGCAACGCCGCCGCUGCCCCCGCCACGGGCAGGAAGGGCCCGCCCAGCGUCCCGCCACCCGCCCCGCUGCCGCCCGCGCCCUCGCCGCCCGCGCCCGACAACAACAACUUGGAGAGCCCCAACUGGCAGUCCUUCCACCCGACCCUGCGCGAGAGGAACGCGCUGAUGUUCAACAACGAGCUCAUGGCCGAUGUCCACUUCAUUGUAGGCCCCCCAGGCGGGGCCCGGAGAGUGCCUGCCCACAAGUACGUCCUGGCCGUCGGUAGCUCAGUCUUUUAUGCCAUGUUUUACGGAGACCUGGCAGAAGUUAAGUCGGAAAUCCACAUUCCCGACGUGGAGCCUGCGGCUUUCCUGAUCUUGCUAAAGUACAUGUACAGUGAUGAGAUUGACCUGGAAGCUGACACGGUGCUGGCCACGCUCUACGCUGCCAAGAAGUACAUUGUCCCCGCGUUAGCAAAAGCCUGCGUCAACUUUCUGGAGACGAGUCUGGAAGCCAAAAACGCCUGUGUCCUGCUGUCCCAGAGCCGGCUAUUUGAGGAGCCCGAGCUGACCCAGCGCUGCUGGGAGGUCAUCGACGCGCAGGCUGAGAUGGCCCUGAGGUCCGAGGGCUUCUGUGAGAUUGACUGGCAGACACUGGAAAUCAUUGUGACCCGGGAGGCCCUGAACACCAAGGAGGCGGUGGUGUUUGAGGCCGUCCUGAACUGGGCCGAGGCGGAGUGCAGGAGGCAGGGCCUGCCGGUCACACCACGCAACAAAAGGCAUGUUUUGGGGCCAGCGCUCUAUCUGGUCCGCAUCCCAACCAUGACCCUGGAGGAGUUUGCCAAUGGUGCCGCCCAGUCGGACAUCCUGACGCUGGAGGAGACCCACAACAUUUUCCUGUGGUACACGGCGACCAACAAGCCCCUGCUGGCCUUUCCGCUGACCAAGAGGAAGGGCCUCGCGCCGCAAAGGUGCCACCGCUUCCAGUCUUCCGCCUACCGCAGCAAUCAAUGGCGCUACCGCGGGCGCUGCGACAGUAUCCAGUUUGCUGUGGACAGACGCGUGUUUGUGGCGGGGCUGGGCCUGUACGGGUCCAGCUCCGGGAAAGCCGAGUACAGCGUGAAGAUCGAGCUCAAGCGACUGGGGGUGGUCCUGGCCCAGAACCUGACCAGGUUCGUCUCGGACGGCUCCAGCAGCACCUUCUCGGUGUGGUUUGAACAGCCCGUGCAGGUGGAGCAGGACACCUUCUACACGGCCAGCGCCGUCCUGGACGGCAGUGAGCUCAGCUACUUUGGGCAGGAGGGCAUGACGGAGGUGCAGUGUGGGAAGGUGACCUUCCAGUUCCAGUGCUCCUCGGACAGCACCAAUGGAACCGGGGUCCAGGGCGGGCAGAUCCCCGAGCUCAUCUUCUACGCCUGAGGGGCAUGGGGAGGGCCGUAGCUGACGGGCUCUACACACUUUAUACGCAAUCAGCUAGCGCAGCUGGGAAAUAGACUUUUUCUACACGGCCAGAGCCCCGGUUUCUGAAUCCUGGUGGCUGGGUCUCACAGGCGUCUCCUGCACGUUGGGGUGCACUUUUCAAGUAGAGGGCAGAUUUGGGGGUGCACAGCAGGCCCAGACCCUGCGAGGGGCACCCACACCACCUACUGUGUGGGCUGGCCUAUCCCUCCCAGCCUCCUGGAUUCCAUUCUAAGUGGUUCUGAGCUUAAGACCUUCCCUUCAGAUCCAAAAUCGGAAAAGUCACUUAAAAUAGUUUGUCUCUUUAAGUGGAUUUUCAUAAUAAAAUUGUAAUAAAGGGA